Pseudopodoces humilis (Tibetan ground-tit) is the source of this 1078-nucleotide messenger RNA. RefSeq names its product ST6 N-acetylgalactosaminide alpha-2,6-sialyltransferase 5 (gene ST6GALNAC5). Gene Ontology annotation, molecular function: alpha-N-acetylgalactosaminide alpha-2,6-sialyltransferase activity. NCBI's taxonomy places the organism in Eukaryota, Metazoa, Chordata, Aves, Passeriformes, Paridae. The record is from RefSeq and is a predicted model, not a curated record. Gene Ontology annotation, biological process: ganglioside biosynthetic process; oligosaccharide metabolic process.
GGCGCUUCCCUGGCCGAGCCAUGUCUGCGGCUUCCCCGCCAUGCUGAGCCUAGCGGGGAGCGGGAGGACUGGCGGCCGGGAGGCGCACAAAAUGAAGACCCUGAUGCGCCACGGGCUGGCCGUCUGCCUGGCUCUCACCACCAUGUGCACCAGCUUGUUGCUCAUGUACGGCGGCAUCGGCAUCGGCGGGGGCCACCCGGAGGCGCGGCGGCGGCAGCAGCAGGUGGCGGCGGUGCCCAGCCGCCCACCGGAACGCGGCCAGCGCCACCCAGCUCUGCCCGUCGGGGCCGGCCUCCUGGAGGGCUACAUCAGCGUCCUGGAGCACAAGCCGUUAAAGAUGCACUGCAAGAGCUGCGCGCUGGUCACCAGCUCAGGACACCUCCUGGGGAGCAGCCAAGGGGACAGAAUCGACGAGAGCGAGUGCGUCAUACGCAUGAACGAUGCCCCCACUCGGGGAUAUGGAAAAGACGUUGGGAACAAAACAAGCCUCCGAGUCAUUGCACACUCCAGCAUUCAGAGGAUUUUGAGAAAUCGCAACGAACUCUUAAACAUGAGCCAUGGUGCUGUGUUCAUCUUCUGGGGCCCGAGCAGCUACAUGAGGAGAGACGGCAAAGGCUUGGUGUACAACAACCUGCAGCUGAUGAACCAGAUACUGCCUCAGUUAAAAGUGUAUAUGAUUUCUCGCCACAAGAUGCUUCAAUUUGAUGACCUUUUUAAACGGGAGACUGGAAAAGACAGGAAGAUAUCCAACACUUGGCUUAGCACGGGCUGGUUCACAAUGACUAUCGCAUUAGAGCUCUGUGACAGGAUAAAUGUUUAUGGCAUGGUGCCACCGGAUUUCUGCAGGGAUCCUAAUCAUCUUUCUGUACCUUAUCACUACUAUGAACCUCUGGGACCAGACGAGUGCACAAUGUACAUUUCCCAUGAGCGGGGCCGCAAGGGCAGCCACCACCGCUUCAUCACCGAGAAACGCGUCUUCGAGAACUGGGCACGGACAUUCGACAUCCACUUCUUCCAGCCAGACUGGAAACCAGAACCACUCACUGUAACCCACCCUGAGGUGAAACCACUGGCCUGA